Messenger RNA from Dentiscutata erythropus, 420 nucleotides. NCBI's taxonomy places the organism in Eukaryota, Fungi, Glomeromycota, Glomeromycetes, Diversisporales, Gigasporaceae. The record is from the annotation of a GenBank genome assembly.
AUGACUAAUGUAGGGUUUUACAAUAUUCUAAGCUAUUAUGACAAGGGUAUAGCUUGGCUUGAGACAAUUUUACAUCAAGACGUGUACAAAACUGAAGAACGGAAUACAAAAGGACGUCGAAAAAAAAAUGUAGUAGUACAUAAAUUAGAUAUACCAUCACAAAAUAAUCAGGUUCAACGAUCACAAAAUGAUCAGGUUCAAUCAUCACAAAGUAAUCAGGUUGAGAAUGAGGAGGUAAGGCAGCAAUCUAGUGAUAGCAGUCAGCAUGUAAAGCGUCAAUGUAGACAUACUACUAAUAUUGAAAAAAAGAUACUCGAAGAUAUACUUAAUCAUGAUUCUUUUCCUGAAGAUAUAGCUAUUGAAAUUCUAAGAAAGCUUCAAGAUUAUAAUAGUCAAGAUUGGGAUAUACAACAUAUAUGA